AGCAACCGGAUGUUGAGAGUUAUCUCCCCAAAAUGGCAGCUUCGUUAGUACACGCGGAUAAAUUGUGAACUUAACAUUUUAAUACCAACUGUUUUAGGAGGUACAUUGCUGUGACAACACGAUGAAUAUAUACAACGAAACGGCGAAAAUAGUAAAAUCAAUCAAGCAGAAGAAAGGAACCGUCAAAUCUCUCGUAUUUGCCUCUCGUUUUCAUAACAAACGCAAGCUUUAUGCCUUGGUGUGUGAAACCCUGAAGUUCUGGCAGAUACUGAGUCUGUUACUGAAGAGGACAAAGAUUCCCCGGAAACUGACCAGCUAUGAAGAGAAGCAGUACGUUUUCAUCGUCCUGCUGUACGAGUUCCUCAUUGGACAAGGACUUGACAAGGCUGGAAUGAUAGCGAAACAGUUUUUGCGCUAUAAGCUGGUGAUAGAAAGGGAACAUGGCCGCCUGCUGGCUGAGAAGCAAGUGUCCAGUCUGUCAGAGCUUAUCCCAGAAGAAGCACACGCCAUAUCUUUGCCCAGAUAUGUCCGUGUGAACUUGCUGAGAACCACAGCACAGGAGGCAGCAGACACCUUCAUGAAGGAGGGCUGGCGGCUUGUGAAGGGGACAAAGAACUUUGUCCAUGACAUGCAGAAGCUUGGUCAGCGAGAAUUUCUACAAGAUCCACAUCUCCCAGAUUUGCUGGUGUUCCCCCCGGGGACUGACUUCCACAAACACAGGCUGUGUACGACAGGGGAGAUAAUCCUGCAGGACAAGGCUAGCUGUUUCCCCGCCCACGUCUUGAGUCCACCAGAGGGCAGUGUGGUGAUUGACAGCUGCGCUGCCCCCGGCAACAAGACCAGCCAUGUCGCCAGUCUACUCCGAAACUCAGGGAAAGUAUUUGCCUUUGACAAAGACCGGCGGCGUCUGAAGACAAUGUCUCAGCUGCUGGAGGUGGCCGGAGUCACCAACACGGAGCAGACGUGUCAGGACUUCCUGUCUGUCGACCCUCUGGAGGAGAAGUAUGCUGCAGUCGAGUACAUGCUGGUGGAUCCUUCAUGUAGUGGAUCUGGAAUCGUUGGAAGACUUAAUCACUUAUCUGAUGACGACAACUCUACAGCGGCUCGACUGAAGAGCUUGUCAAAUUUCCAAGCCACCAUUUUGAAACAUGCCCUGUCCUUUCCCAGAGUGAAGAGGGUGGUCUAUUCAACCUGCUCAAUACAUGCACAGGAAAAUGAGGAGGUCGUGGAAGAAGUUAUCCAAAAGGUUGGUGAGGACUUCAAACUGAAACUGGUCUUCACUGAUUGGUCGAACCGAGGGGUGAAAGGUUAUGAGCAUGCUCCGAUGUGUCUGAGGAUGUCACCUGAGGACAAUUUGACGAAUGGUUUCUUUGUGGCUUGUUUUGAAAGGAGGAGGUUUCAAGGGAAUGGUUCACAUGGUGAAAAGGAAGGUGUUGGAUGUUCAGAAAGUAGACUUACUUUGAAUAAUGGCGAUGAAAGUACCAGAACUUUUACAAGAAAGGAAAAAAAAAGACUUAAGAAAAAGGCAAAAAAGGCACAGAAAAAUCUGUUACUCAGCUCAGGUGUAACUGAGUUUGAAAGGGAUGAUAAAGAUGAGGGUGAGGACGUUGAUAACUGUGCAAGUAAGGAUGACAGGAAAAUGAAAAUAAUCCCCAAAUCGGAAGAUUUAGACUCCUCAUACCUAGCUACUGAAACUGAAGAGGUGUUAAGGGUAGAUAACUCUCUGCCUUGUGCCACUCCAGUCAAAACUGUGUUUUGUGGUGGCCAGAAGCACAUGGGAAAAGCAUCAGUUGAGAGUGAAAGAGUCCGAAUGUUUCGGAAACGAAGUAUUGAAUUCCUGGAUGUCAGCAACCUUUCCUGUUGUGUACUGCAAUGUACCCCUUCCGGAGAGGCAGGGAAGCGGGCAAAGCAAUUGUCUAAUGUCGUUGGCUUCGGUUCCAUGGUUAGGAACGCAGAAUUAACCGAGAAAACUUUUGGUGCCCAUGGGGACGCCAGUAGACACGAGUUGGUGACAGGUGUCAAGAGCCAUUCAUCCACAGAAAAGCGGAAACUGAAGAAGUUAAGAAGAAAGAAAAAACAAAGCGAGGGAUUCAGCUUUUCAGGAUAGUUGUUAGAAUGAAAUGGUGUGUUACAUUUUACUGCAUCAGUUUGAUGUGGGAUGUUUAGAUUUUAGUAAAACAAUUAUAAUCUAAUUACUGUUGUUU
Messenger RNA from Haliotis rufescens (red abalone), 2204 nucleotides. Its product is annotated as 28S rRNA (cytosine-C(5))-methyltransferase-like. The record is from RefSeq and is a predicted model, not a curated record. Lineage: Eukaryota; Metazoa; Mollusca; Gastropoda; Lepetellida; Haliotidae. The transcript is spliced from 8 exons. Gene Ontology annotation, cellular component: nucleolus. Gene Ontology annotation, molecular function: methyltransferase activity. Gene Ontology annotation, biological process: rRNA base methylation. Bases 122 to 2107 code for a protein of 661 amino acids.